AUGGACUCUGUUGUUCUUCGGCCCUUGGACUCCAUUGAGACGCACCUCAACGCCCUCGUCACCUCUUUGACACAAACCAAUACCUUCGCCAAUGCGCCGCAACUCGCCCAAGACCUCAUCGCCGACGAUGACGAGCUCGCCUCGUCCCUCGCCUUGCUGCAACGCCAUCAGCAAAACUACGCGCGCAUACUAAACCUCCGUGCAGAGGCCGCCACGCUGCAGGAACAGUUAAAGGACACAAUUCGAAAGUGUGUCUCCUUCAGACAGGAGAUCAGCCAAAUCAACCCGUCAAUCCUCGACCUGGACUCCGACGAAGAUGGAGAAGACGAAGAUUCGCAAGUUGCAAGAGUCGACUACCACACCCUUCUCACCUUCGCGGCGAGGAUCGGCAAACACAAUACAAUUGCGGCGAGGGAAGCCGAAGCUGAAUCUCUACGGAGGAAGAUUGCCGCCAAAAACAAGGGGCAAACGUCGCCACCUGCAGUUGCAAAUGGCCUCGAGGAACCCUCGGCCACGGCCGAAAGCGCACCUGAGGGAACAGAGGAGGCCAGAGAUGAAAACCAUACUGCCGAAACAACUGCGGAACUGAUGCGCAUAAACAACACAAUCGCCGUGCAGCGCGCACAAAUGGGCAUGUCAUUCCCCGAUGCAGGCAUAUUACGCGUCGGCGCAUUGGGACAGCUCCAGCUAUUUUUGGAGCGGCAGCGACAACAUUCGGGGGUUGAUGCGGGUGCUGGACAAGAGGAGGCCAAGGCCGUGCAGGAGGCGUUGGAGAAGGAAGUGGAGAAGAUGGUCAGAGAGACCGAGGACAUUGCAGAGGAUACAGGGACAGCUGGGGAGAUGGAAGAGGACGACACCACCGCCACUGCCGGUGGCUGGACAAGUCCGGUGUUGAAGCGUGGCUUGACGUUUGAGGGAGAGAGCAGUCAAGAUGCCACUGCAAGUGCCGGCCAUCCCUCGACGGGUCAAGCGGGACUUCCUCCAAAGCCGCCCAAACCACCGCAGCCGAAGAGGAAACUCGACUUGGACUUUCCCGACAGCGACGAGGAGGAUGAGGAUUGA
This is a messenger RNA of Fonsecaea nubica, 1062 nucleotides long. RefSeq lists its product as hypothetical. The coding region runs from base 1 to 1062 and encodes 353 amino acids. Gene Ontology annotation, molecular function: transcription coregulator activity. Gene Ontology annotation, biological process: regulation of transcription by RNA polymerase II. NCBI's taxonomy places the organism in Eukaryota, Fungi, Ascomycota, Eurotiomycetes, Chaetothyriales, Herpotrichiellaceae. Gene Ontology annotation, cellular component: mediator complex. The record is from RefSeq and is a predicted model, not a curated record. The transcript has a single exon.